This is a messenger RNA of Scylla paramamosain (green mud crab), 1692 nucleotides long. RefSeq names its product tektin-4-like. The transcript is spliced from 7 exons. Gene Ontology annotation, biological process: cilium movement involved in cell motility; cilium assembly. The record is from RefSeq and is a predicted model, not a curated record. Lineage: Eukaryota; Metazoa; Arthropoda; Malacostraca; Decapoda; Portunidae. Bases 1 to 1206 code for a protein of 401 amino acids. Gene Ontology annotation, cellular component: microtubule cytoskeleton; nucleus.
AUGGAAAGAAGUCAGAUUGAUCUAAGGGUCGGACCUCGACCACUCACACGCCACACGCCGGGACAGCGAGGCCACAACUUCUCGUCUUACUUCCCAUAUGUACUGCUGCUGGUGAACAGGGGCUACAGAUUAUUUAAAAGAUUCGCCCAUCUGCUUCGCCGCGCCCGGGACUCGAACUUGGGUCUUCUCGAUUGUGAGCUACACUACCCGAUGGAGGGCCCUGCGGUGGUGCAGGCUGUGGAGGAGGUGGGCCUGCCCAGUGCCCGGCAGGAGGUGGCAGCCCCGAGGGAAACCACCACCUUCACAGGUCUCGUGCCCCACACCCAAGCCAGAGAUGUGAGACCAGGUAACCGUCCUUACAGUGCCGUGGACGUGACUGGGAUGCGCGAGAGGCUGGUGAGGGCAGUUUCCCCGCUGCAGACGGUGGAGGAGGCGCGGGGCGGGAGAGUUCACGCCUGCUCUCUGGGCGGCCCACCACCUGGACCGCCACACCCAUGCACAGGACCUCCUGCAGCGCUCCGAAAAGUUACUCCUUAUCCUCCUCCAUCUCCUCCUCUUCCUUCCUCCUCUCCAAGGCUACGAGGUCAGAGCCGCCGCACGGAGACCUACACGGAGGAACGCACCCAGUCGGCGGAGAAUUCGGUGACUCAUGGGCUGGACCAGCGCCUCGCUUCUACCCUGGAGCUCCGCACGCACCACCACCACGCCAUCAACAACACCAUAGACGAACUGGCGCUCCAGAACACCAUGAAAUCGCGACUGCAGGUGGCCCUGUUCGCGCUGGAGCUGCCAGAGAGGAACAACGAGGAGUGCAUCCACAUAAGGAGAUUUCGAUUCAGUGUGGACAGGACGCGAGACCCGGUGGUGUUUGCUCUCAACAAGGAGAAGGAGACACUGAGUACGGGUCGCAGCCUCCUGACACAGACGCUGAAGGAGACAGAGGCACAGAUCAGUCGCCUGCUGGAGGUCAAAAGGCUGCUGGAACAUGACUGGUCCGACAAACAGGAAGCCUUUCAGCUGGACCACUUCGCCGCCAAGCUGGCCAACGACCGUGUCAAGGCGCAGUUCAAGGCUGUGUCGGCGGCCCUGAACGAGGGAGUGUCUGUGCCAGACACGUGGAGACUGCGCAGCAAGGAGCAUCUGGAUGUGUGUCGCAGGGAGAUAACGACGGGGAGUCAGCUGAGGGGCGCUGCUGAUCAGGUAUGACUUCCCCAAGGUGAACUAAGGUACUGUACCCUUCACGGCAACUUUUUCGUAACACACACACACACACACACACACACACGUCCGAUUAAAGCAACUCUCAUCAUUGUAACUGAUCUGAACCUUGUAACUGAUCUGAACCUUCUUGAGGAAAACUGCACGCAGUAGCAGCAGCAGCAGCAGUAGAAGAAGAAAAAGAGACUGAGAUACAUGAAGGUGUUGUACAGCUUAACAUGAAAUGAAUGACAAACUUACUACAAGUACCUGACUCUGGAAAAGUAGAUUUCAAGAUAUAAAGGGAUCACUUCAUUAUCUAGAUUUAAAAGCAGGUCUGUCCAACUCGUGUCAGGUCGGAUCAGACAUUUUCAAGCCAUCAUCUUACAAAGAGACUUUUAUAUUUGAAGCGAUCCGCUGCUCAACUUAGUCGUUCCUAUCAUCUGACAUUUCAGAUAUCUUACGACCGGUUGUGUUAUUUGAGAGAAAUACUUU